AUGUCAUUGACAGCAACCAAGAAGCCUCCCCCGCCGCUCACGAGCUCGCCAUACCCAUUCGCCGCCGCCCCUGACAUCAUCCGCGCGCACCAAAAAGAUGCCUACUUCCAGGGCGUCCUCACGAACCAGCUGACCGACCUUCACCGGCGCGUCCGCGGUGCCCGCUCCGCCCACUCCUGGGCCACCGAAACCCGCACCGCCGCCGACCUGCUCUACCUCUGCCUCACCACCCUCCUCGGCAACCGCACUCUCGGUGAAGAGUACUGCGACCUAGUGCAGGUCGAAGAGCCAAACGUCGGUGGCAACGGCAGGAUACCAGAAACCCAGCACCCCGUCGAACCCACAAGCGAAGCCGGCGGCCCCCGUCUGCCCUCGCUUCAGCGACGAGCCGGUUACAUCGUCAGCAGCGUUUUGGUCCCGUAUCUCUUCAGCCGUCUUCUCCCUUCCAUCCGCGCCGCUCUCCGCAAGCGUCUCCAGGAUCGUUUGACGGUUCUUGCCCGCCAAGGCCGCGGCGACACCAAAGGCGCCACCCCAUCGGACUCCAAAAAGGGCGCCGGCUUCUCGACGGUCUCAACGCUCGAGUACCGCGUCAAACGCUACCUUCUCACGCACCUGACCUCCAUUACCAGCGGGGCGCACCUCCACGCCCUGACGCUGGCCGUCUUCUACUUCUCCGGCGCGUACUACUCAUUCUCUAAGCGCCUCUUCGGCCUGCGCUACGUGUUCACGCGACGCAUCGAGGAAGGGCAGGGCGGCCGCGCGGGGUAUGAGGUUCUCGGCGUGCUGCUCGUGGUGCAGAUGCUCGUCCGCGGGUAUCUACACGUGACGGCGCAACUGUCGUCCUCAUCACCGCUCAGCGCUGAGGAGGCUACCACCGAGGCGGGCAUCCGGGAGCGGGCGUUCGGGCCGGGCGCUUACCCUAAUGUGUCGUUGGACGAGAAUGCUUACAGCAGCAAUAACGAGCUGUUGGUGGAGAUGGGCACGCCUGGUGCGGGUAACCAGCGCAGUUUGGCGGAGAUUGGAAGAACGACGCAUACGCCGGUAUCCAAGGGCGGGAGGGCGAAGUAUGACUUGGCGGCGAACGAGGAGGUCAUGGGCUGGAUCAAGGGGAGACAGCAGAGGAUGUGCACGCUUUGUUUGGAAGAGCUGAAGGAUCCGGCGGCGACACAGUGCGGACAUGUCUUCUGCUGGUCGUGUAUUGGGGACUGGGUGCGUGAGAAGCCCGAGUGUCCGUUGUGCAGACGUGAGACGAUGGUACAGCAUAUUCUGCCAUUGAGGGUUGCGUAG
Sordaria macrospora k-hell is the source of this 1287-nucleotide messenger RNA. RefSeq lists its product as uncharacterized. Gene Ontology annotation, cellular component: peroxisomal membrane. Gene Ontology annotation, biological process: protein import into peroxisome matrix. Lineage: Eukaryota; Fungi; Ascomycota; Sordariomycetes; Sordariales; Sordariaceae. Gene Ontology annotation, molecular function: zinc ion binding. The record is from RefSeq and is a predicted model, not a curated record.